Letharia columbiana is the source of this 360-nucleotide messenger RNA. RefSeq lists its product as uncharacterized. Lineage: Eukaryota; Fungi; Ascomycota; Lecanoromycetes; Lecanorales; Parmeliaceae. The record is from RefSeq and is a predicted model, not a curated record. The coding region runs from base 1 to 360 and encodes 119 amino acids. The transcript has 3 exons.
AUGUACGGCAAUGAUAUUGAACCCCAUGGAGUCAUUGUCCAGAUAGCAGGCAAGCAACAGAACGUCGCCAAUACUACAGGUAUCAUAAGUCCGCAUAUCGAGAAUUUGCUACCGAUGGACGAGAUUGACAUCUUUGACGUUGCUUCCUACUACAACGACAGUACCCCGCAUGGCACUUGGUACAAGCAGACAACGAGCGGAGCCACUCCAGAUCCGCGCAUUGAUUUCUGCCUCAUCCUAGCAUCUGCUCCUGAUGGAAGCAGCCACAACGUCGCAUCAGGUGGCGCUGCGAUGUACGAACCUACUCCAUCCGGCUUCGGUCAAUCCGGCCUCGCAGACCUCUUCAAGGUCCAGUAUUAA